GCGACUUCUCAGGCCGUCAUGAAUAGCUCUUUUGUCACUGAAUUUCUGAUUUUGGGUCUCACCCAGAAGCCUGAGCUCCAGGGAGUUUUCUUCAUUGUGUUUCUCUGUGUCUAUCUCAUGGCUUUCCUUGGCAAUAUGCUCAUUGUCAUUGCCAUCAUCUAUAACAAUACCUUGCACACUCCUAUGUAUGUUCUCCUCUUGGCUUUGGCUGCUGUGGACAUCAUUUGUACCACAAGCAUCAUCCCCAAGAUGCUGGAGGCCAUGCUGACCUCAGGAAACACCAUUUCCUAUGGAGGCUGCAUGACUCAGCUCUUCUUUUUUACGUGGUCCCUGGGAGCUGAGAUGGUGCUCUUCACCACCAUGGCCUAUGACCGCUAUGUGGCCAUCUGCUUUCCUCUUCACUACAGUGUAAUUAUGAACAGACACACAUGUGUGGUCUUGCUCAGUAUUGUCAUGGUGAUUGCUAUGAUCAACUCGUUCAUCAACACAGGUCUUGUUCUGAGACUGAGUUUCUGUGGGCCAAACACCAUUGACCACUUCUUCUGUGAGAUACCCCCACUACUAUCUUUGUCCUGCACCCCGGUGAGAGUCAAUGAAGUGAUGGUGUACGUUGCAGACAUCACCCUGGCUGUGGGUGACUUCACCCUCACCUGCAUCUCCUAUGGCUUCAUCAUUGCUGCCAUUCUCCGCAUCCGCACUGCAGAAGGCAAGAAGAAGGCCUUCUCCACCUGCUCCUCCCACCUCAUAGUGGUGUCCCUCUACUAUUCCCCUGUCAUCUACACCUACAUCCGGCCUGCUUCCAGCUACUCCUUUGAAAGGGACAAGAUAGUGACUGCCCUCUACACUCUUGUGACCCCCACUCUCAACCCGAUUGUGUACAGUUUCCGGAACAAGGAGAUGCAGGCAGGGAUUCAGAAAGUCUUUGCAUUUCUGAAACCAUAG
Molecule: messenger RNA, 942 nt
Organism: Erinaceus europaeus (western European hedgehog)
Lineage: Eukaryota; Metazoa; Chordata; Mammalia; Eulipotyphla; Erinaceidae
Product: olfactory receptor 13G1
Exons: 2
Coding region: 19-942 (307 amino acids)
Biological process (GO): G protein-coupled receptor signaling pathway
Cellular component (GO): membrane
Molecular function (GO): olfactory receptor activity; G protein-coupled receptor activity
Source: RefSeq, a predicted model, not a curated record